Messenger RNA from Bactrocera oleae (olive fruit fly), 6950 nucleotides. RefSeq lists its product as uncharacterized. Lineage: Eukaryota; Metazoa; Arthropoda; Insecta; Diptera; Tephritidae. The record is from RefSeq and is a predicted model, not a curated record.
AAUUUACUUAAAUGGUAGGUGCAUAAUAAUUUAAGUAUGUAACUAUAUAUAUAUAUAUGUAUGAAUAUACAUACAUUUAAAUUUUCACUGGGAUUACGAUUAAAGUGGUGAGGGCUAGGCAGUAACUGAAACAUUAGUUCAUAGCUAGUAGGGUUUUCCAUUUUCAUAAUCAAAUUGGUUUGAUUUUACGUUUCCACCGUAAGAUCAUAUUGUAAAGUCCAAAUUUAUUGUUGUUGUGCAUGCUCAUUCAUACCUGCAUACCUUUGAUGCAUUCAAUGUUGCACAGUAAGCAAUUUCUGAACUACCUCUCUCAUUGUCCAGGUACCUUUAGGUGCUCAUUAAAAGAGGAAGAAAAAUCACCGCAGUUGCCACGAUGCUAAGCAGACAGAAAGCAAAGUAAACGCACCAUGUAUUUGAAGAUAGUCAAACAAUUGGUUGCUUGAACGCAAUGAAGAGAUGUCUAAGAGCAGCGAGAGUAAGAGUAGUACAAAGAAGUCAAUGAAAACAAGUAGGAGCGCUCUGUCUUCUAACUUCUUAUUAUGCUCCCUACAGACUACAUAUGCUUGUAUGUAUGGCGAGUAUCAACAGAUCUACUGAGUAGCCAGUCUACUUUGGGUUGUCGGUGAGCAAGGCUCAUAUUAUGUGACGGUGUUUGGCAAAGUAAUUACAUUUCAAGUGGAAGUUACGCUUUUCUUUGUUAAUAUUUAUCAUAAUUGGAGUGGAAUUUCAUUAAUUUUUUUACAAAAGUUGUGCAAUUGGGUAUUGUAUGAGUGCUUGCACCGUUGCACCUGGCAUAAUCGUGGAAUUUCUCGCAAGAGUUCAACUUCAGUAAUACUUGUGCGUGCCUGGUUCGUCACGGCUGCUCCCAUAGAGUCAUUGUUACGACUUGGGAAUACGUUCGAAAGCCAGUAAAAUGUGGUUUUAAUGAAAGGGUCAAACCGGUUUAAUGUCACAAUGGACGCAAACAACCGUGUGGGAGCAUGCUAGUAGCAGAGCAACGUAAGAUCAACAAACAUUUUAGAAUUGGAGUAUUGAGUGCAGGAGUGUAAUGAAAUUAUUAUUACGUAUAUAUACUCGUACAUAAGUGCAUAUGUACGAAUUGUGACUUUGUGUUCUUAUGAAAAUUAUAUGGUGAAUACAUAAAUGCGCUUCUUUUAGAUUUAUCAAUUGAAUUGCCGCAUUCUGUCGUCAAUUAUAGGAUACGAGUAUGAUAACCAAAAUCACGUAUAGUACAAAACAUGGCUUCAAAUAACUUAAAUACAAACUCAGUGAACCAACAACAUCGACCAGUCGAUGAAUUGGAUUUGGAGUUGCGACAACAUGCGUCCACCAGUCAUUCUUACCCGUCGAAUUUCGUAAAUGCAACUAAUCAUCACCUUUCCAGUGGCAGCUUGACAGAAAAUAGCGCAUCCUCAGUAGGCACGCAACAGCAUCAGUACCAUUACAUACAGUAUCCGCCAUAUUACUAUCACAUCGGUGGGCAUGCGCAUCGAUCGCAACAGCAACAACAACAACAGGCACAAUUUUUACACGCGCAACAACUGACUGGACUGCCGGAAGUCACCUGUCAUUGUCAUUGUUCUUGCGGUGCCCAGCAGCAACAACAACAAUUGUGGAAUCAAAGACAAUAUCAACAGCAAAAUAUAACGGCUUCCACGGCUACGAUCGGCCAGAGGCAAAAUGAGGAGGACUCCAGUAAAAUUGUAGUGCAAGUGCAUUGUCAAUCAAAUGAUGACGCUGAUUGCGAACGCGAACGCAACACGCAGCCACCCACCAAAGCGCAAUCGGAGCAAUCACUACUGAAUCACUCGUACCAAACACUGCAACUGCAAGCGAGUACGGAGGAGAAACCUUUGAAUGUGCUGCAUAACUCCCAGUUAAAUAUCAGCUGCGAUUGUGAUUUGGAAUGUACUUGUGGUGCGGAAAGGCUGCGGGGGACCGCCAGCGAAGCCGCUACUAUGCAUACUAAAACGGCUGCGAGCGAUGACAAUUUGGACACAGAUGUUUUAGAUAAUCCAUCACCAUUGAAAAACCAGAAGCAAUGUCAGCUGGAAGCCAUGCUAGGUGCUGAUGAGAUCACAGUCAGUGAGUCGGACAACAAUAGUACUAUGAUUAAGAAGAAGAAAAAAACGAGUGGUGCUUGCAAGCACACUAAUAACGAGAUAAACUCUUGGUGCCAUAUGCAAGACCAGAAUUCAGCACUGGCCGCUGAUCAAAGCUGUGACUGCCAUUACAAUUCUAGCCGUAUAGAAAUCUACAGCGAUGGUGAUAGCAAAGCUGGCCACGACUCUAUUGAUGAUCAGCGGCCACCACUGCCUCCACGCCCACCACCUCCUCCUCGAUUGCGUCAUGCAACAAUAACAGGAAAUGGUACUCAUCGUCAUGGUCCGGGUAUAAAGAAAUACGUUGUAUGGUGCCUCAUCUGCGGCGGCUUUUCGUGCCUGCUAGGCAUUUUAUUUCUGGGUGUUUACUUCCUAUUGCACUCGUACACUAUUACUGUCGGAAACUUUGAAACGGUACCCACUUUUGUGCCAGCAACAAUGUUAAUCCUAACUGGUAUCUGCAUAAUAAGUUUGGCGCGCCGGCGGAAUCGAUACAGUUAUUUGAUUAAACUUUCCGGUGUUUGUGGACUAAUAUCCGCAUUGACAUGUGCGCUUGUGACUGUCACAACAACCGUUCUACACAUGAGUCGUUUGCAGGCUCUGCGUGAGUGCGAAUACGCACAAAAGACACGUACUUGCACUUGUUAUUCUGAUAUGAUUGAAUCCCAAGUGGAUCGUGUGGACAAAGGUGUUCGCCUAGUAUUUGAUUCGCUGUCUGAUUGUGGAGUAGUGCAUGGCUCUCUCUACUCUUGCCUACGCGCUAUAUUUGGGCUUUCUGUAGCAGGUGUCUUGGUUGCUGUAUUUAGCUGUAUGCUCGUCUAUCAGCUACUCAGUCAUGAGCGUAAAAAGAUGUAUUGGGAGCAAUUGGAGUUGCGUUGCCGCUCAUUAUAUACCAGCCAGCAAGGUCCGCCGCCAAAUAUGGCCGCUAUGGGCGGUGGUCGCGGUCCGGUUUGUCGCUGUUGUGAACAAUGUCAUCUGCAUCGUCAAGUACCGCUCCCAGCAACGGCAUAUCCUUGGGAUGACAACGGUGAACCACGAUUCUGGACUGGACAACCGCCUGGCAACUUUUACUCACCAAAUCCGGGAGGCGAUGAUUUGCAUAUGGGCAAUUCAGGAACGACAUGCCGCGGCCAUGGCGGUGCUUCAGGGGCACGUAGCCGUACGACUGGUUGGAGUUGGCCGCGUAUGCCUUGGCAAAGAAAUUCUCCCGUGCCCAAUACAAGGCAAUUUCGUCAAACACCGUCAAGUCCGGAUUCACAGUACGGUUUCACAAAUAAUGCGCCCGUUGAGAAUAUGAUGAAUGAAUCUGAUACUGCAACAGACGUGGCACAUAACACAACGGCUCCUGCUUUUAAUGUUGUUGGUGGUGCGUUACCUUACGGAGUUUGGGGUCCACCACCGCCAUACAGUGAUCCCAAUAGUCCUGCUCGACGUGGAUACUAUCAAUACAUACAACCGAACUUGUGUAGCAAUAAUAUAGCUAUUACCAACAAUAUUAAUCACAGUAAUAGCAAUAUGUCCGCUGAAAAUAUCGUUGGUGAGCCGACUGAACAGCGCAUGCCUUGCCUAAAUCAUCGUUCAGUUUUUUUGGAACAGCAACCACAUCCACUUAAUAAUGGCAACAAUUGCUGUCCAUCCGCCAGUAUGCGUCGUAAUUUGGCAAAACGUCGCACGACCGGAGGUGCAGGUGGUGGUAGUGGCAGCGGUGGUGAAGAUACCAUGAAGUCAAAGACUGGUGGUGGCGAUUAUGAGAAUACCCCCUCAGAAAGUGACGGUUGCAACAUGCGAGAUCGCUUCUCCAAUACUUUGCCCACACGGAAGGUUAAAAAACGAAACGACAACAAUGCCAAGGCCAACAUCAUUGGUAAUGCAAAUCCUCAGCCAGCUCCAAGACUUGCCAUGCAACAGGCUAUUUCUAAUAAUGACACAAGCUGUGCUAAUGAGGUUUCGGAGUCAACACUUGAUGAUAAUGAAUGCAUGGAGGAAAUCAAUGCCAGUUUGUGUAACGAAGAGAUGAAUAUGGCUACACCAGGAAGUCGAACGUCCACACGUGUCAGUACCAGAGCAACUCUGCGUCGUAAUUGUGGAAUUGAAAACAAUGGUUUCCAGUCGAAUAGUGAGGUAGGCGCUGUGACCCAGUCCAUUGCCACAGGAGAGUCUGACGCACUUGUGAUAGCAGCAGAUAUGCAUGGUACCGGUGAUCCCGCCGAGUCAGAAGUGUACUUUGCUGAUGUUAGCAGUUGUUGCAAUAUGUCUCUAAAAAACGAUAACUACUAUGAUGAGGCGCAUCAGACUACCCAUCAUCAUCAGCAUCAGAAUAGCAAUUGCAGUCAAAAUAGUAGCAGUACUAAUGAGGAUUAUCUAGCACAACGUUUUGGUCAGCGAGAAAAUUCAAUACGCAGUCGCCUUCCAUUUCCACAGACGCGUAGCAAUGACUACGAGGAAAAUUUGAAUACACACAAUACGAAAGACAUUAGUGGCAAUGUUACACCAAUUAACCAAAUGCAAAAGGAAAUUUCACGCCAAAGCAUGUGUUCCGUAGAGUCCGAAGCUCAGACUGAAUGCACCGACUUAUCGCCGGCCACACCGUGCAGCAAUAAGUUUGGUCAAACUAAUUUUGAAAGUAAAAUCAUACCGAUUAAUGAUGGCAAUGAGAACGUUCUGCAACCACGCACAACUGGUGCACCGUUGCCCAACUUCGUAGCCAAGUUUCCAUAUUCUUCGGAAUCACAAAGUUUGGAAGCACAUCGACGCUCCACAAAAGACAUACACGAUCUGAUACUCUCUUCAGAGGCACACUACGAGGUGAUUAACGACAAUCCACAACCGACGCUGCCUUGUCAAUUCACCGCACAACAACAAAACACGCGCAUUAACAAACCACAGCCACAGCGUCCAACAAAUCUUUCGGCUGGCAAAACAAAAGCGAAACAUGGCAUUAAAACACGUGAUCGCAUAGAAGUAAAUGUGCUGCCAAAUGAACGAGACUGGAAUAAGGGGCCAGGUUUAGGUGGCGGUGGAUGUGGCAAUAACGAACGGAAAUGCUUGUGAGAAGAAGUUUUCGUAUAAAACGAGGUUUAGGAAAAGUUUAUGAAUAAUAACAUUAGGUCUGAAAGUUGAAAAGACUUUGUCGAUUUUGUGAGAACAAAAGGUCAUGGCUAUUAUAUGGUAUAUACUUCAGAGAAUGCUCUAUCGUAAACCAUACAUACAUUCCAAUUUUGGAACUUAUUUGGUUUAUAUCUCUAAAAUUAUUCAUUAUUUACUGUAUGAAGAGCAGUCCAUGUACGAUAAAAACUAAAAUCUAUUAUAAGAACGGGGUUUCUUUACUUAACAAUAAGAAAUGUAAUUAUUAAAAAUAAUUGCCAAGGAAGAGUAUUUUCUGUUUUCGCAUCAUGAUUAGGAAAAUUUUGAAUUCAUGUUUAAAAAGGCAAUUUUUGUAUUUAAAAUGGUAAUUCCUGUUAACACGGGACAACGACACUUAAGUGAUUAAGAAGUCAGUAAAUAUGUAUUUUAAUAAAAAUUCCCUGAGGAUUUUCCAGAAAACACACAUUCAGAUUCUCUCAUUUCGUUUAACUGCUAUAUGAAAAAACAUUAAUUUCAAAUUUUUUUUUUUGAACACGAGCACUUCCAAAUGUAACAUUUUUUUUUAAUGCUCCGGUCGUUAUUGGCGUCCAUUUCAUGAUCACUUCUGCCAUCCAUCAGCUCCUAACGAUCCAGUGUUAAACUGGUCACAUGAAGAUAAUUGUUUUAAGGACUCAAAUGUUCAUAUCUAAACUUAUUUAAAUGUGUAGGGCACACAUACAUAUACUAUACAUAAUAAUUAUAUAUCAGCUACAAAACAUUUCUAUAUUUAUUUCAUUUUUGAUUUUCGAAAUAUCUAUACUCGCAUAUAUAUUUAAAGCUUAAUGACUAUAUACGUGUAUAUAUGUACAUACCUAUUUAUGUACGAUUUUAUAUAAGUUCGCGAAGCCACAUAUACAUAUAUUUAUAUACAAAUUUAUUAUUUAUCCCAUAAACAAAUUCAUCUACUAGAUAUGUGUUUCAAGAAGUAUCUUCGGUGUCUACAUACAUAUAUUAAAUUAAUAAAACUUACAGAACUGAUUUUACGCAUACACAAUAUAUAAUAUAAAGAUACAUAUGUACAUAUGUAUGCAUUUGUUGUUAGGGUUAAGUAUGUAUCGCAUAUAAUUGAUAAUAAUUUAGUGUUAUGCAUAGACAAUAUACAAAGUUAUAUAAAUUUGUGUACGUACGUAUUAGUUUUGUUCACAAGGUUUUACUGAAUUAAAAUAUACAGACAGGACACUUACACACUUACAUACAUACAUAUAUAAUGUUAAAAAUGGUAUUCAUAAUAUAUAAAUAUAAUAUAAAUAAAUAAGACCAUACUUAUAUACAUAUGUAAAGGUGUUGGUUCGGUUUAUUUUGAGCAAAUAUAUCCCUUUUAUAUGUUUAUAUAAAUUAAUUGUUAAUUUUAAGGUUAAUUUGUUAAUUUGCUUAAGGUGAUCUAUAAGUUUAAGUUUUACUACAAGAAGCUGUAUUCAUGAAUAAUAAAUGCCGGUGCAUAUAUAAAUUAUACACACAUACAUAAAAUUAACAUAUGAUAAAUACUAAAUAUCGAAGUAUGAAGCUUUUUGAUUCUAAUUAUUAAUUGUUGUUUGUAAUGAAUUACAAUUACUGUAAGUAUGUAGUUAAAUGCAUAUAAUUAAAUGUAUGUACAUAUGUAGACUGUUAGCAUUUGAAUUUGUUAUACAUAUUAUAUAUACUAUAGCUAAAGGAAAAUAUACUGCUGAGAGUAUGUCUAAGAAAUACAUUAACAAGAAAUAAAAAUCCAAAUAAAUCAAUGCGAAA